Messenger RNA from Humulus lupulus (European hop), 1468 nucleotides. Its product is annotated as alpha-amylase-like. The transcript is spliced from 4 exons. Lineage: Eukaryota; Viridiplantae; Streptophyta; Magnoliopsida; Rosales; Cannabaceae. Gene Ontology annotation, biological process: carbohydrate metabolic process. The record is from RefSeq and is a predicted model, not a curated record. Gene Ontology annotation, molecular function: alpha-amylase activity; calcium ion binding. The coding region runs from base 91 to 1320 and encodes 409 amino acids.
AUGCAAAUGAGUACUUACUUAUUCCUAUAAAAGACCAUAAAAGAAACCCAUUCUUUCAAAACACACAAGCCAAAUUAAAACACUAAAGCUAUGAACUCUCUCAUUUCUCUUUCACUUUGUUCCCUCUUUCUCCUCAUCUCUUUCUUCCCUUCUUUCACAACUCCCACCAUAUUAUUUCAGGGGUUCAAUUGGGGGUCAAGUGACAAACCAGGAUGGUACAAUUCUCUGAAGAACACAAUCCCUGCUCUUACAGCUGCCGGAGUAACCCAUGUUUGGCUCCCUCCUCCCUCUCAAUCCGUUGCUCCACAAGGUUACAUGCCGGGAAGGCUGUAUGAUUUGGAUGCAUCAAAGUAUGGAACUAAAGAGGAAUUGAAGUCACUAAUUUCGGCUUUUAGAGACAAAGGAAUAAAAACCAUAGCAGACAUAGUCAUAAACCACAGAACAGCUGAGAAGCAAGACCAGAGAGGAAAAUGGUCCAUCUUCGAAGGCGGUACCCCAGAUGACCGCCUUGAUUGGGGUCCUUCCUUUAUUUGCAGCGAUGACAAAGAGUACUCCGAUGGCACUGGAAACCCCGACACUGGAGUACCGUUCGAACCUGCUCCUGAUAUCGACCAUGUCAACCCGCGAGUUCAGAAGGAGCUCUCGGAGUGGAUGAAUUGGAUGAAAUCUGAGAUUGGAUUUGUCGGGUGGCGAUUCGAUAUGGUCACUGGGUACGCCCCAAAAUUCACCAAGAUCUACAUGGAGCAAACUACGCCGGAGUUUGCGGUGGGAGAGAAGUGGGAUGAUGUCGGGAAAGAACAAGAUUGGGUCACGGCAGCAGGUGGGGUUGUCAAGGCAUUUGAUUUCACGACGUGGGGAGUGUUGCGUGGAGCAGUACUGCAAGGGGAGCUGUCGCGGUUGAAAGAUUCAAACGGGAAGCCUCCGGGUUUGAUAGGAAUAAUGCCGGAAAAUGCAGUGACAUUCAUUGAUAAUCACGACACUGCUAAGUCCACAGAUCAAGUUUUCCCACCUGAGAAAGUCAUGUUGGGUUAUGUCUACAUUCUCACUCACCCUGGAACCCCAACCAUCUUCUAUGAUCAUCUAGUGGAUGGGAAGCUUAAGGAUCAUAUAACCAUGUUAAGUGUGAUUAGAGGAAGAAACAACAUAAAUACGAGUAGUAAUGUGAAGAUACUAGCUGCAGAAGCUGAGCUUUAUAUGGCUGAAAUUGACGACAAGAUUAUAAUGAAGAUAGGCCCCAAGUUGGAUUUGGGUAAUCUAUUGCCCUCCAACUACCAAGUUGCUACCUCUGGCCAAGACUAUGCAGUUUGGGAGAAGAAGUAGUAAUAAAUCUUAAUUAUUUAAUUUCUUUUAUUCUCGAAUAAUUAUCUAGUUAGUAAUGUGGUCAAAAUAACAAGUAUAGUUUACUAAAUGAAAAUAAAUAAAUAAAUAAAACAAUACAAGACACAAGUAUAAUGUCUUACUUAUCCAA